AUGGCUAAAUCGGCUGCAGAAACAUCAAAGAGGUUGAUGAACCUACUUUACAACCAAACGGCAUCUCAGAUCUCAAUAACAAGCUCCAGUCCUCGCAUUUUGAAACAGCUAAAUACAGAUACUGAGACCAAUAAAGGAAAAGAUAGAGGGAUAGGUAAAGACGAAUAUAGCAGCACUUCUUUACUAGAUGACCCAACUGCGUUUGCCCUUGGGAUCAAUAACUAUAACAAUAACUAUAACAAUAACAAUAACAAUAACAACAAUAAAGAACAUUUUCCUCCUACACCAAGCAGCUUUGCCCAUCUUCGGAAAACUCCGGCAAAGCAAGCGCUAGUCAACUGCUGGCCCAAAUACCAAUCCAACAUUCUAUCGUUCAGAUGUCCCAAUCUGUUUGUAACAAAGCAAGACUUUCAAAACAUACUUCCAAGGGAAAGAUACCAAUCAUAUGACAUUAAUCCAAAAAGUGCGUUUGAAGUGAUAAAAAGACGAGAAGGUGAAUUGCUAACGUUUUGCAACGAAUACUUCCUUGUAUUCAAAAACCAAAUCAGUGCAUGUGUGUAUAUAAUGGAGACAUCAAAUAAACUAAUCAACGGAGUUCCUCUAAAGCUCAACUUUGAACCGUUGGAAACCAUCACUCAACAAUUGGUUCCUGAAAAGCUUCGACGAUCUAAUUAUGAAGAAUUAAUCAAGGAGACUACCUUGUCAAAGACUUCUUUCUUCCAACUGACGGAAAAUGAUUAUGAAUUCCCAAACUAUAAACCCAUUUUGAAUAUUCUUGAUAUCGAAAGACGCGAAAGAUCAGUUUUAGUGCAUAAUUGGCCCUUUGGGUUAAUGCCACAAACUUUCCAUGAUUAUUUCAGAAAUUACAACUUGGACCCAAAAGAACCAAAAACCGUUGUACAUUCAGAUAUAUCUAAGGAAAUCAACUCCGUGAUUCUAACCUUCUCCAAAAAGCGAGACGCCCUAAGAUUUACACGCAACUUUCAUGGCAAACACUGGCUGAUUUUACAGGAUUAUUCAAUUACAAACGAAAAAGUGUUUUCACAACCUAUUCUUUGUGAGGAUAUCUAG
Messenger RNA from Lodderomyces elongisporus, 1071 nucleotides. RefSeq lists its product as uncharacterized. The record is from RefSeq and is a predicted model, not a curated record. Bases 1 to 1071 code for a protein of 356 amino acids. Lineage: Eukaryota; Fungi; Ascomycota; Pichiomycetes; Serinales; Debaryomycetaceae. The transcript has a single exon.